Messenger RNA from Amblyraja radiata (thorny skate), 4088 nucleotides. It is a transcript of the gene cdh22, whose product is annotated as cadherin 22. Bases 181 to 1839 code for a protein of 552 amino acids. Lineage: Eukaryota; Metazoa; Chordata; Chondrichthyes; Rajiformes; Rajidae. Gene Ontology annotation, cellular component: plasma membrane; catenin complex; adherens junction. The transcript is spliced from 9 exons. The record is from RefSeq and is a predicted model, not a curated record. Gene Ontology annotation, biological process: multicellular organism development; homophilic cell-cell adhesion; cell migration. Gene Ontology annotation, molecular function: cadherin binding; calcium ion binding; beta-catenin binding.
CACACACACACACACACACACAUUGCAAAGGUGGGGGCCAGGAACAGCGGAGGAGCGCUGUCUGUCCGAUGAAAAAUAAGGUAGACGGCUGUCACAGAGCACGGAAUAAUCCGAACUGCGGUGGCGAACCUGGACCGCGAGAAGAAGGAUCACUAUGUGUUGGUGAUCCAGGCCAAGGACAUGGCAGGGCAGCUGGGUGGACUGUCAGGAUCUACCACAGUGACCAUCACCAUCACAGACAUCAAUGAUAACCCUCCACGAUUCAACCAGAAGUUGUACCAGCUAAGCAUGCUUGAGUCAGCAGCCAUUGGAACAACAGUGGGCAGGGUGAAGGCUGAGGAUGUUGACCUGGGUCAAAACUCUGAGAUGACCUACACUCUCAAAGAAGAGGACAGCUCUGACAGGUUCAGCGUCAUCACAGACCCAGAGGCACAGGAAGGGAUCAUCAUUCUCAAAAAGCCAUUGGACUUUGAAACCAAGAGGACCCACAGUCUGCUGCUGGAAGCGGUGAAUAAGUACGUUGACCCCCAGUUUGAGAACCUCAGAUCCUUCAAGGACUGGACCAGUGUCAGGGUGACGGUUAAGGACAUUGACGAGCCACCUGAGUUCACCUUGCAAGCAAACGUGAUAGAUGUUCAAGAAGACACUCGUGUUGGAAGUGUCAUCGGCUCCAUUACUGCACGGGAUCCGGACUUAAUCAACAGCCCCAUCAGGUACUCUAUCGACCGUAACACGGACUUGGAGAGGAUAUUUAACGUGGACGCCACCACUGGAGUGAUCACUAUUGCCAAAAGACUGGACCGUGAGACAGCAGGAUGGCACAAUUUCACCGUGAUAGCGACGGAGGCAGACAACCAUGCCCAAAUGAGCAAGACCUCCCUGAGUGUCAGGAUCCUGGAUGUCAACGACAAUGCUCCGGAACUUUCCAUGCCGUUUGAAGCUGCUAUCUGUGAAGAUGCCAAACCGGGUCAGCUGGUGCACACGGUCAGUGUGGUGGAUAAGGACGACCCACAAGGCGGUCAUCACUUCUACUUCACAUUGGCUCCAGAGGCAGCUGACAGUCGCCACUUCACCCUCUGGGAUAUGAAAGAAAAUACUGCUGGAAUCCUAACCCACAAAAAUGGAUUCAACCGUCAAGAACAGGACAUCUACUUUGUCCCAAUUCUCGUGGUUGACAGUGGACCGCCAGCUCUGAGCAGCACCGGGACCCUCACUGUUCGAGUGUGCGGUUGUGAUGGAGAUGGUGCCAUACAGUCUUGCAGUGCCACCGCUUACGUUGUAUCUACAGUCCUGAGCCCAGCGGCUCUUAUUGCUCUGCUCGUUUGUAUUCUUAUACUCAUAGUAUUUGUCCUCCUUAUCCUGACCCUGAAGCGACACAGGAAGGGGCACAUGAUCUCCGAGGACGAGGAAGACAUGCGGGAUAACGUCAUUAAGUACAACGAUGAAGGAGGAGGGGAGGAGGACACCGAGGCCUACGACAUGACAACAUUGCGAAGCCUCUAUGACGUCACGGAGGUCAAAGCAGAAGGAGAAAGCGUGACCCCAGAACUUCAUUUGCUGCCCCAAUGGCUCCAGAAUCCAGACGCAGAUUUCUCCAUUUUCAGGAGUUUUGUCUGUAAAAAGCUCGAGGAGGCGGACGCCGAUUUGUCCGUCCCUCCAUAUGACUCUUUCCAAACAUAUGCGUAUGAAGGCACCUGCUCGGCGGCCCAGUCUCUCAGUUCCAUCAACUCUCUCUCCACUGACUCAGACCAGGACUAUAACUACCUCAGUGACUGGGGACCUCGGUUCAGGCAGAUCGCUGGACUUUACUCAGGAAAUCAGGCAGAUGAUGGCUCAUAGCAGCUGACGGCCUAACACCCAGUUUCUUUUUGCUCUCCUGCUGAAACAGUACAAUCAUUCCCAAUAAUGCAGCGCAGCUUAAAUCCUGAAAGCUGGCACUGGAUCAGUCAGGAAAGUCAAAUAAAUAGCUUUCCUGUUUAUCAACAUCACCUUCUCCAACUAACCUUCCAAACCUGGUAAUCAGACAGCCCUUUCAGUUGCUGCGGUAAGGUUUUGCCAAUGACAUGGUGGUUUCUCCCACAAUGUGUUGGCAACAUUCCCAGUCCAUAUCAUGACCAAUCCCCUUCUUUUGUAACAUUAGCAAGGUUAGCAGCCAGAGUGAAUGUAUUGAGUUAGUACUGUGAGACCGUGCAAAUUUUUGCAACAGGACCGACACACAUCCUGGCACAAAAUGAUACUGGUUGUUUACAGUUUAAAAUGGUAAUGAAGAAUGGAGUGUCUCGAGUUUUGGCAAUUUUAUUUAUUUCACUUGCUGAUCUAAAGUAAAAUUGCUAAACAACAGGGCUUAUAUGUCGGUGAUUUGUCUCUCUUUGAAAAGCAUAAGUGGACACCUGCAUAGCUGCAAAACACUGCACAAUAAACCAUCUGCAUCAAUCCUGGUUCAUAUCAAUUGUUCAACAGGAUUGCAAAUGCUGACCAAAAUGUAGCAGUCUGGGACUUCUUGAAAUUGCUUGCACCAUGGUGUGCAGUGGAAGCAAUUCUAGCCAAACUGUAAUUGAUUAGAAAAGUAUUCGUCAAUGCCAGUAUGGGGAGGAAAGUUAGCUUGCUUCAUUGCCUCCGAACUGGAAGAAAUGAAUAACUGAGGAUAUAUCCGAAUAAGAAAUCACCUCCGUGGUAACGUCUCCUGGUCGCCAGGUUAUCAAACCUGUCCUGAUACGUACAAAUUGAGAUGCAGAAUUCUGUUCAGUUUGAGCUUGGAAAGGAUCUCUGCAUUUCUUCUUAAUCUGCACUGCACAUGCAAUGUCUCAAUAUAAACAAUUCUCUCUACUGGUUUCGUAAGGUCAUACGUUGUAGGAGCAGAAUUAGGCCAUUCGGCCCAUCUUAGUCUAUUCGAUCAUGGCUGAUCCAUCUCUCCCUCCUAACCCCUUUCUCAUGCCUUCUCCCCAUAACCCCUGACACCCCUUGGUUUAUAAGACUGUUAUUCCUCAUCCUGUCGAAAUGAACCAAAUUCCCUCUAUUAGUUAGGCUCCUGGAAUUUUUUUCGACCAGGAUUAUGCCACGGUUUAGUCGGGCUGAAUCUAAAAGAUGUGAAGAGGUCAUUCUUUUUUAUUGCCGAAUAAAUUUAGCUUUUAUUACCUGGGAUGUGGGGGUUGUUACUAAAGAUUUGAAUAUUGUACCCUGCAAUUCCUCCAGUUAAUCUUAGUGAAAACAGCAAUCCUAUGGUCUUUCUUUUUUAUUGCCGAAUGCCGAACUCCAAAAUAGUGGAUGACUUUUGGAUUUGUACAAGUUAUUUUGAUUGUUAUUCUUGUCACAGCCACACCUGCAGCGGGCUUCAUAUCACUGGCAUUUCAGCUCCUGAUUAACUGUUGUGGCAGGAUAAAUGACAUUUCUGAACUCCAUGGAUUCCCAGAUAUACAUUCUGUUGCUUUGUUCCAUUUGUGGAGGAAUAUUUUACCUGGGGCAAUCAUCUCUACUCCCAGGACACCAACAGAGGAACGGAAAGACGAGGCAGAAACAAGCUCGAUCUCUCUUCUAUUCUUCCCAUGUUUCUGGAAUAGCUCAUCCUCAACUAUAAUGUGACUUGAAGGUUUCUGUCCCAAUGAUUUCUUCUGUAUUGCCAACCCCAUCAAUUCUUGACAAGGCAAUCAUCCACACUCAAUGCUCUCCUGCUAGGACCUCUGCAAAUCCAAAGCUUGCCAUCACAAUCUCAUGAUGUUGCCUACCGUAGGAUUAUUUAACUAAGUAACAUUUCCACUCAAUCCUCUUGUCAAAAGAAAUCAGAAUGGUGUUGAACGGAGCCAGACUUUCCUCAGUUAGGAUGCCCUGCAGACAGAACUACCAUCCUUCGAAAUAAAUGUCAGAUGUUAAGAGGAAGAAAUAAACUGAUUAUUUCUGACAACUUAGGCCCCAGGCCACGUUCGAGUUCAUGAAGCAUGACUUUUUAUACUGGAGGACACUGUCAUAAGGUCUAGUAUCUGAAACGCAAGUAUCAGUGUCAGCUUUCUUUUGCUGUAAAAUAUGACAGAAUUGGUACUUUUUUUACACUCCUCCCAGUUAAGUGGUGAAGAGGAUAUAGUGAAAGGUAAAUA